Molecule: messenger RNA, 924 nt
Organism: Spea bombifrons (plains spadefoot toad)
Lineage: Eukaryota; Metazoa; Chordata; Amphibia; Anura; Pelobatidae
Product: olfactory receptor 2B2-like
Exons: 1
Coding region: 1-924 (307 amino acids)
Biological process (GO): G protein-coupled receptor signaling pathway
Cellular component (GO): membrane
Molecular function (GO): G protein-coupled receptor activity; olfactory receptor activity
Source: RefSeq, a predicted model, not a curated record
AUGGAGAACGAGAACCAAACUGUGGUAAAAGAAUUUAUUCUAACCGGACUUUCCCAGGACCGGAGGACUCGAAUUCUGCUUUUUGUUUUGUUUUUGUUCAUGUAUUUACUGACUGUUUUCGGGAACAUUUUAUUAAUAUGCGCAGUUAUAGCCAACUCUCGUAUGCACACGCCUAUGUACUAUUUUCUCUGCCAGUUAUCCUUUCUGGAUUUAUUCUAUUCAACAAGUGCUGUCCCCAAACUGUUACUUGACCUGAUUUCUACAAUAGGAGGAAGAAUAUCAUACAUUGGGUGCAUCGCACAAAUGAAUACAUGUCUAUUCCUAGGAGAAACGGAAUGUAUCCUGCUGGCGGUGAUGGCAUAUGAUCGUUACGUAGCGAUCUGCUUCCCCUUGCGUUAUAUGGUUAUUAUGAGCUGGAGGAUAUGUAAAAAUAUCACAGUUGUGGUAUGGCUGGGGAGCUUUGCUUGUUCUGUCCUUCCUACAGUAUCAAGCCUACGUCCCAUCUGCAAAGGAAACCAAAUUGAUCAUUUUAUUUGUGAAAUUAUAGCUUUAAUGAAACUGGUUUGUGGAGACACUUCGUUUGAUGAAGCCAAAAUCAUUUUUGCAAGUUUCUUCACACUUUUAGUCCCUUUAGCUUUUAUUUUAGUUUCCUACAUGUGUAUUAUAGCGUCCAUAUGGAAAAUCCAUUCUACAAAUGGAAGAACUAAAGCUUUUUCAACAUGCGCUUCCCACCUGACUGUAGUAUUAAUGUUUUAUGGGACCAGUAUGUCUCUGUACCUGGGCCCAACAAAACAGUUUUCAAAAAAACACAAGUACAUCACAGUCUUUUAUGUUAUUGUGACUCCCAUGUUAAACCCUUUGAUUUACAGUUUGAGAAAUAAUGAAGUUAAAAGUGCAGUUAUGAAAGUAUUCAGUAGGUCAUGA